Messenger RNA from Cordyceps fumosorosea ARSEF 2679, 3000 nucleotides. Its product is annotated as cytokinesis regulator. The transcript has a single exon. NCBI's taxonomy places the organism in Eukaryota, Fungi, Ascomycota, Sordariomycetes, Hypocreales, Cordycipitaceae. Gene Ontology annotation, biological process: mitotic spindle orientation checkpoint signaling; regulation of Ras protein signal transduction. The record is from RefSeq and is a predicted model, not a curated record. Gene Ontology annotation, molecular function: GTPase activator activity. Bases 1 to 3000 code for a protein of 999 amino acids. Gene Ontology annotation, cellular component: mitotic spindle pole body; SIN/MEN two-component GAP complex.
AUGGCGACAUUAAAACUAAAAGAACGGCAACCCGCCGAGGAAAUCGAGAGCUGGGAUGACGAUGGCGACUUCCUUCUGGACGGCGACGACCUGAGCAGGCGCACGUCCACCAACUUUAGUGGCGCGCCGAUCCGCCGUCGAGACUCUACCUCGUCUCAUGUAUCGUUUCGAUCCGAAAUCGAGUCGAUGCAAGGAGAUGAACAGCAAUUCCAUAUACCUGGCGAUGACGAAACCUCGACCAUGGAUGCCAUCGCCGCCGCUCAACAUGCUGGCAUCCCUCUGCCCCAGAACGUGCCCACGUCGGCACUCAUGGGAGGAACCAUCAAGCGUCUAGGAGGACGCAAAAUCCAAAAAAUUAUCCAAGACGACUGGGAGAAUGACUUGGAAAUCCCUGAGUUUUCCAAGGGUCUCGCUAUUAAGCCUAAGGAAGCGGUUGACUUUCCGGAUACCCUUCGGCAAGUCAGUGCUGGCUCUCUUGUUGACAGCCCAACGCGUCUCAGGAAAUCACCAACGGCAACUAGCGCUCCAUCCGCUCCGGCUCAACCGGCGUCUACCUCAGCCGUCCGGUCUGCGACGAGCGCGCUCACCUCAGCCAUCAACUUGGACAAGUUCAAAGACGCUGACGACGACGACUUCUUUGGCGAAGGCCCGGCUACCGUUCGCGCAAGCAGCAUCCCCCGGGGCCGACAGCAGGUCAAUCCUGUGUCAUUCAUCACACCGCCAACGCCACAAAAGAAGGACAGUGCAAAGACAGCCGACGAUGACUUCGAAGAUGACCUGGAGCUGCCAUCGGAUGGCAAGCUGACGCUUUCAACUAGAAGAGAUAUCCCCGCCACGCCGUUGCAGGUCGAUGACUUGGACUGGGGAGAAGGAAGCCUGGGCACUCGCUGGGGCGGCACUCGACGCGAUGGACGAUCAAAUAGGAGUUCCUCUGCAUCUGCGCUCAGCCCUAGCAUUUCUAGUUCGGUCACUGCGGAGAGUGAAGACGAGACUUUUGAUGGCCUCUUGCUCCCCGCCGGCCCCCUCAACUUAAAGGAGCGACUCCAACACCGCAAGAACAGCCCCUCCCCUUCAAGAUUAAUUGUCGAUACACAAAUUGCUAGUGCCACGACUACCUCAAGCAAACCACAUGUGGAACCUGAACGUCAGGAUCCUCUUGAUGGCUUAGACAUCGGUGAUGGGGAUGUAUUCGAGUCCACCAAGCUAUCAUUGCACAGAAACAUCAAAAUCAAGGAAUUGCAACCCGCGAGUCCCGCGCGACCGAAGACUGCGGUGUCGUUGACGUUUACCAAUAAGUCUGGCACAACCACCCGUCUACCCCGUCUCAGUCAUGAGCGUUCACGUUCUACUGCGCUGGAACCUGUGUCAGAGAGCGGUGGUCCUAUCCAGCAAAGGAGCCGUCGACCGCAAUCGCGCCUCGGUCAUUCUGCACAGUCAUCCGUGGUCAGCGUACCGACGCCCACGACUCUGCAUGCUCCUCCCUUCCCACCAUCCACACCGCGCCGGAGAGAAGUUUCUACUAGGUCAUCGUUCACUACUCUCCGCAACGAUACUGCAUCGACGACAAAUGCCCAGCUUUUACGCCAGAAGCGAUCUAUGCCUGCUGUUCGUCAAGCAAACUCGCCCAUGAAGCCCCCGACUACACGUUCGUCGGAUCGACCGCCAUCUAGGGAUAACAACCGGUCUCAAUCAGGCCUCCGACCGAAAACGCCGGUAGAACGCAUUCGCCAGCAGGAAAGCCCAACAUCACACUCAAAAAAGACACCCAUGCCUUUCUUGCCUGCGGGGAGCUCACAAAAUACAUCGCAUCAUGUGACGUCCAAGGGGAUGAGGCAGUUUCGGCGAUGGGAUUCUGAGAAUGGCAUUGACACUCGAUCCAUCUCUCGCACGUUCUCAAGGUCGGGGAUGCGCUCGCCAAGCCCUCAGCGCUUUAGAGUCGCCGCUGAUACUUGGGAGAGGCUUAGUAAACCCAAGAACAAGCGCAACUUUGGUGAUGGGCAUGAGCUGGAUGGAUUCGAUGAUCUUCCAACGUCAAAAGAAGCCGAGACUCGCUUUUUGCGGCAGCCGAAUGCGACUGGCCUGAAAUCUGCUCUGAAGAACAAGACAUAUCAGAGCCUGAUUCCCGACCGCAUUGGUACGCCGGCGCCUCAAUCUCCUGCCAGGCCCUUGUCAGGCACUCCACGCUUUGCGCGGGAUACCGCAGCAAGUCGUAUUGCCCGUGAGACGUCUCUAGCCAAUCGAGUGCCUGCAAAUGGGCCUCUGGCUACCAUCUCCGCGCAACGCGGCACAAAUCAGCCUCCGCGAUCCACUCCCAACCCUCAAUUGCCUUCACAACACAUUAUUCGACCAAAGAAGCCUUCUAAGCGCGUGCAACAGCAAAAGCCGCACUUGAUUGCAAACUUGAACAGCGGAAAGGAAUCGAAGACUGUCAAUGGCAUGUACUACAAUGCCGAGACGUUUCGAUGGGAGGGUAAUGAGAAUGCGUUGAGUGCUUUUGACCACACUUCAACUCAAUCGCCGGCGCCGUCUCCCGCCCACCUCGCGCGAGAGAAGGACUUGCUAACUCCCCGGCCGGCCCUCAUCACAAACAUCAGCUCCACCAAAGGCGUUCAAGUUGUCGGCGGCAUGGUGUUUGAUCCGCAGAACAUGUGCUGGCUCAAAAUUGGCCAGCAAAACAACCCGGCGUCAGAGACGAGCGACACCAUGGACGGGUUCAAUGCUCUGGACGACGAAGAGGAUGUCUUUAAAGACAUUCCCGAUCUUGAUGAUCAUGGCGCUGACGAGACGCGGGGACAGGGCCGAGUCAGUGACAUCAAGGAUGAGUGGCUUGUUGGAGAAGAAUUUGAUGUCGGCCCCGAGUUUAUUAGGAGACAGCGUGAAGAGGAGGAGCGUUGGAGACGAAAGUGUGAGAAGUGGAUUGGUCGCGGAUCGCGAGAUCGCGACACAUGGAGGUGGACGAUUCGCGAGCUGGUUUCUCAGUUUGACGACUUGUCUGUUUAA